Molecule: messenger RNA, 2343 nt
Organism: Lymnaea stagnalis (great pond snail)
Lineage: Eukaryota; Metazoa; Mollusca; Gastropoda; Lymnaeidae
Source: the annotation of a GenBank genome assembly
CUUCACUUGGCUGUCCACUUAACUGUAGUAAGUAUAAUUUAGAAUGACAAAAUGGUAAAAAAAAGAAAAAAAAAAAAAAAAAAAAAAAAAAAAAAAAAGAAAAAAAAAAAAAAAAAAAAAAAAAAAAAAAAAAAAUAAUGAAAAAAAAAAUAAAUAAAAACUAUCUUUAGUUUAUUAAAUUUCUUUUAAAGCCAGGAACCCAUUAAACUUACAAACUAUUCAGACACAAGAUUAUUAUACCGCAUAACUUGAAUGUAAUAUUUAAUUACUUCUUUUUUUUUUGGUCGCAACCCUUUAAAUAAAUUUUUUGAGAACUUAAUUAAGUAGGCGUCCCAAAGUAUAGGAGGAAACAAAAAAAAAAGCUUCUGUACUUUUAAAAAAAAUAAAAAUAAUAAUAAAAAGCUGUAACAAAAAUCUUCGCUGUAAAAAAAGGGUAGCUCUUAACUUUUACGCUGGCAAAAGCUUUUUAUCCCGAAGAAUGGGGCAGCCUUGGCAAUAUUUCUAGAGAUGGUGGAAGAUUUCCAGAUUGCAAAUAAUUUCUCUCCCCCUCCCCCCCCCCCACUUUUCCCCAUUUAUCCAUGGUACAAAGGUUUUGACUGAAUAAAUAUUUAUUUGUUUCCCACUUUUAUAUGCCCCCCCCACUCUUUUUUUCGUUCGCUGCCUCCUUGUUUAAGGCAAAGCUCCGCCGAAUAGAUUCUUGCAAAUUGUAUUAAUAAUCGCAUCAUUACAUAAACGCAAAAGAUAGACGCACAUAAAAAAUAAUCUAAAUUGAACAAAAGAUCUUUGGUUUCCCCAGAAUGAUAAAACACUUUUGAAACUAAAUUUAGUCUGGAUGAUACAUCCGCAAUAAUAUUAGACUGUUAUUUUCAUGAAUUUUUACAUUGUCUACCAUUAAAAAAAUAUAUAUAUAUUGCCAGGAGGCAUAAAGUAAAGGUAGUCAGGUCCACCAUUUUUUAAAUUAUUUUUUCUUCUUAUGAAGAAAAAUUAAGAAAUAAUCUCUGGUGUAAGACAAAUAAGCAUCCAUAAAAAGGAAAGGUUAUAAAAUCAACGAGAUAUCGAUGACGGUGAAAGGAAAAGAAAGAAAACAUCUCUGCCUGCAUUUUCUAUGGGCUCAGCUUUGUCACAAAACAAUAAAAAAUAUUUUAAAAAAUUGGAGUCGCAAAUUUCCUGAGUAGGGUGAAUGAUUUUUCCUCAAUUCUUUCGUUUUAAUUUGAUCUUAAAAUGAUAUGUUUAUAAAAUUUUUCCGUACUUACAGAUUGAACGUAAAAAUGGCAGCAAAUUUAAAAAUGGUUCUUAUUGCCUGUAUCAUCGGUUGCUCUUUGGUCCAGUUCGGCAACGGUGAUGGCCUUGGAUACGGCGGCGGUCUUGGAGGUGGCCUAGGAUACGGUGGUGGUCUUGGAUACGGCGGUGGUCUUGGUGGGGGCAUCGGCGGCGGUCUUGGAUACGGCGGCGGUCUAGGAUACGGCGGCGGUCUUGGAGGUGGCAUCGGCGGUGGUCUUGGAUACGGCGGCGGUCUAGGAUACGGCGGUGGUCUUGGAUACGGUGGUGGUCUUGGAGGCGGUCUAGGCGGCGGUUUUGGAAUCGGCGGCGGUCUAGGAUACGGCGGCGGUCUUGGAGGUGGCAUCGGCGGUGGUCUUGGAUACGGCGGCGGUCUAGGAUACGGCGGUGGUCUUGGAUACGGUGGUGGUCUUGGAGGCGGUCUAGGAUACGGCGGCGGUCUUGGAUACGGCGGCGGUCUUGGAUACGGUGGUGGCCUUGGAGGUGGCAUUGGCGGUGGUCUUGGAGGUGGCAUUGGCGGUGGUCUUGGGUACGGCGGUGGCCUUGGACUCGGAGGCGGUCUCGGAUAUGGAGCCGGUUAUGGUGCUGGUUAUGGUGGUGCCGGAGGAUUCGGACAAGGAGGUUACGGAGGAGGCUACAACGGCUACGGCGCCGGAGGCUAUGGUGCCGGAGGUUAUGGAAACGGUCAGUACGGUGGUGGUGCUGCUGGUGCCGGCGCUAAAGGAUCAUCUUCAUCCUCGUACGUCUCAUCCUCAAGCAACUCUGACUUCAAAGCCGGAGCCGGUAAUGCUGCCGGUGGUUACGCCGGAGGUGCUGGAGGUUAUGGUGGUGCUGGAGGCUACGGCGGCGCUUCAGGCUACGGAGGAGCAGGCUAUGGCGGUGGCUACGGUGCCGGUGGCGGCUAUGGUGCCGGUUAUGGUGCCGGACUUGGAGUCUACGGGCGUUAAACUCAUACUAGCAUGCCAUAAAUCGAAACAACACCAUGUGGUUUGUUGUGAUAUAAACCAUCAUGGCUGCAUGGACACAGUGAAGUCGAAUGGAUAGUAAUUUUCUUUUAUAAUGAUC